AAGGAAAACUGUUGUAUAAAGCGUUAAAGUUAGGCCGCAUUCUUCCGAAAUACCAGUCAUCACUCGCACAAGCGUCACGGUCGAUUGCAAAAAUGCAACGACGAAAAGUUGGCCUGCAGGCGGGAUUAGGAUCUCUGCUAGCGCUGGGCAUCCUCUUGGCAGUGGUUGGUCAAACGAUUGCCAACGAAUUUCAAGGGAUACGACGAUCGAAAUGCCAGCAGAGCCGUGAUCGUACACAGAUCUAUGAAGGUGUAGACAAUGUGCUGAUGAAACGUCUGCAAGCGAUACGUACGGAGAUGCGCACCAGAACCUCAACGCAGAGUGCCGAGCUGGACGCGUACCUGGUACCGAUGUACGACGAGCAUCAGUCACCGUAUCUGAUGGAAGCGGACCAGCGCAUACGCUUUCUGACCGGGUUUGGUGGUUCGAACGGUGAGGCAGUUGUUCUAAUGCGAUCGGCCGCCUUCUGGACGGAUGAACGCUUUCUGGAGCAGGCGGACCAGGAGCUUAACUGUGCCUGGAGACUGUUCCGUACCGGUGAGCGUCCGUCCGUUGCCGAGUAUCUGCUGUCGGAGCUAACUCCGGAAGCACGCGUUGGUGCCGAUCCGCAGCUGGUACCGCAUGCGAUGUGGAAAGCGCUCGAGACGGACCUCACUGCCGACUAUAUCCGGUUGGUCCAAAUCAAUCGUAACCUGGUCGAUAUGGUGUGGGGUGGCCGAAGGCCUGCGCCACGUUCCGGUGCUAUUAAGGUGCAUCCGGUGCGCUUUGCUGGUGAACGCUGGGACAGUAAGGUGACCCGACUGCGGGCCAAUCUUACCGCCCUUCGGUGUGACGGUAUGAUCGUAACCUCGCUGACGGAGGUGGCGUACUUGUUGAACAUGCGCGGCAGCGAUAUCCCACAUGUGCCCGUGUUCAAGGCGUACCUGUUGGUGACGCACCGGGAGCUGAUACUGUACACCAACACAAGCCGCGAAACGCUCGGGCUGAAGAACCACCUGAAGGCACACUCCUGCCACAACGAGAACUGUGUACAGCUGCGGGAUUACGGUGAUGUGUGGCGCGAUCUGCGCACCUUAGCACAGCACUGGCACCGUUUGCUGGUGCCGUCGGCUGUGGUCUUCGACACUGGUGCAUCGGAAGCCAUACACGUCACGCUGCCACGGAACAUUGUGUUCGAACGACCGUCACCUAUCAUAUUCCUGCGGGCGCAAAAGAACCAGGUGGAACGACAGGGAAUGCGGCAAGCACACAUACGAGAUGGAGUGGCCAUGUGCGAGGUGCUCAGUCGGUUGGAGGAUCGGUUUAUUGCCGGUGAUCACAUCACCGAAUUGUCGCUGGCGCGUGAAAUCGACCAAGCCCGGAAGGCGCAAAACAACUCGGAAGGCGUCGCUUUCCCGACAAGUGUCGCCUACGGUGUACACUCCAGUCGACCCAACUAUACGCCUUCCAACCGUACCAACAUUGAGCUUUCCGAGGGAAUGGUGCUGAUCGAUUCCGGUGGUCAGUAUGAGGACGGCACGACGGAGGUAUCUCGCACGCUGCAUCUCGGCGAACCUACGGCGGAUCAGAUCCGUGCCUACACGAACGUGCUGAUCGGUAUGAUCCGAUUGUCGAUGCUGACGUUCCCGGAGAAUCUCAAACCCGCCGAACUGGAUGCACUGGCCCGUGGACCUGUCUGGAGUUCGAUGAACGACUAUCCACAUGGUACUGGUCAUGGUAUUGGGUCUUACUCGGCUGUUCGUGAAUCUCCUAUCAGUAUUUCAUACACGGCGAAGCAGAGGUUCACCUUCAAGGAGGGAUAUUUCUUCUCUAAUGAGCCGGGAUACUAUAAAAAUGGCGCUUUCGGUAUACGACUGGAAAAUGUGCUGGAAGUGAUGGAUACGGGCAAGAUGCAUCCAACGGGACAUAAAUUUCUGUCCUUCCAGGAUGUCACACUGGUACCGUUCGAAUGGAAGCUUAUCGAUCGUACUUUACUGAGUGUGCCAGAGAAAAAGUGGCUAAACGACUACAACUCUCGCAUCCGUCAGCACGUUGGAAGCGAACUGAAACGGAAGCAUAAAAUGGACGCAUUUUACUGGAUGAUGAACAAAACACGCCAUGUGCCAGAAUAUGUGACCGAAGCGGAGUAUAACGAAGCAGCGAACGUUUAUCGUAAUCAUAUGUCGAUCACGGGUGCUUUAACAAUCAUAUUUCUACUCGGACGAUUCGUUUUCUACUGAUACUGUUUUGGCAUAAAGAGCCUCCCAAUUCCGUAAAACAAGGUGCCAUUCGAUGUUCCGUGUAUACCGGCUAUACUUACAAUUUCUGUUGUAUGUAGCAAGAUCAAAAUUGAAACCAUUCUAAUUCGUCGCUACAAGAUCAGCACCUGCCCGGCAUUGGAAUUGUGUGGAAUUGAUUUUUAAAGAUUGUUUUUCUUUUUCUACUGCCUCGUGUUGAUUCCGUACAAACAAUUAGCUGCCGAAUUCAUAAGCACACUGCUCACAUUCGCACUUACGCCACGCGAUGUAAUGCGACAGACGGUUACGGAAGUGUUUAAACAAAUGUAAGCAAAUUAUUUACACCUCAUCGCUGUUGAUCAUAACGAACGAUGAAUGGCUGACAGGAAGGUUUUAAGCUUCUAGCGGAAAAGAGUGAUAUUUUUUAUUUAUUCUGUUUCAUCCAUCGCGAACGAACUAAGCACUAAGAAUUGUAUGUUUAACGAAGUAAUACAACAAUAAACUAGUCUACA
This is a messenger RNA of Anopheles moucheti, 2728 nucleotides long. Its product is annotated as xaa-Pro aminopeptidase 1. The record is from RefSeq and is a predicted model, not a curated record. The transcript is spliced from 7 exons. Gene Ontology annotation, molecular function: metalloaminopeptidase activity. Bases 93 to 2219 code for a protein of 708 amino acids. Lineage: Eukaryota; Metazoa; Arthropoda; Insecta; Diptera; Culicidae.